AUGGAGGAGAACUCGCCCAUUAUUGUCACUACGAACGGCCCCAAAGGCAAAGAUAUCACGAUUGAAACCGCUGCCCCCGUGUCAAGCCUCGGAGUUGUCACUCUCCCUCCGACAAGAACGUAUCCCUUCGACACCGUCUUUGGGCCCGAAGCCGACCAAGCGUUGGUGUACCAUGAAGUUGUUAGCCCAAUGUUGGACGAGGUGCUCAUGGGCUAUAAUUGUACCUUGUUCGCAUAUGGGCAGACCGGUACAGGAAAGACCUUCACCAUGCAAGGCGAUCUAUCCACCACGCCGAUGGGAAAUCCCUCACCACAAGCGGGCAUGAUUCCGCGAGUCCUCUUCCGUCUGUUCCAUCACCUCGAGUCCUCCGGAUCGGAUUACAGCGUGAAGAUAUCAUUUAUCGAGCUCUAUAACGAAGAACUUCGUGACCUACUGGCCCCCGAACUCGCUGCGCCCGUCGGUUCGACGCAGCCCAUGGGAAUGGGCGCCCAGAAAGACAACUCGGGACAGGGCAACCUCAAGAUUUUUGACGACGCGAGCAAGAAAGGUGUCUUCAUCCAGGGCCUCGAAGAUGCCUGUGUCAAGGACGCCGCGGAUGCACUCGCGUUACUGACCAAGGGCAGUCAGCGGAGGCAGAUCGCAGCUACGAAGUUCAACGACCAUUCCAGUCGUUCACACUCGGUGUUCUCCAUCACGGUACACACGAAGGAGACAUCUUCAAUGGGCGACGAUCUGCUCAAGGUCGGGAAGCUGAAUCUCGUCGACUUGGCAGGUUCAGAGAACAUCGGGCGAUCUGGCGCAGAGAACAAACGAGCUCGCGAGGCAGGUAUGAUCAAUCAGAGCUUGCUCACGCUUGGGCGAGUCAUCAAUGCUCUUGUGGACCGAUCCACGCAUGUGCCCUACCGCGAAUCCAAAUUGACCCGACUACUACAGGACUCCCUCGGAGGCCGCACCAAGACUUGUAUCAUCGCUACCAUCUCUCCUGCACGAUCCAACAUGGAAGAGACCCUCUCGACACUCGAUUAUGCUAUCCGCGCGAAGUCCAUCCGUAACCGCCCUGAGGUCAACCAACGGAUGACACGUAACUCCUUGCUCAAGGAGUACGUUGCUGAGAUUGAGCGUCUCAAAGCGGAUGUUCUCGCCGCGCGCGAGAAGAACGGCAUCUUCUUCGCGGAGGAGCGGUGGAACCAGAUGAUGGCGGAGCAGGAGCUGCGUGACACCGAGAUGCAGGAAGCGCGCAAACAGGUCGAGGUGGUCGAGAGCCAGCUCCGGAACGUCCGCGAUGAGUUCGAGCAGAGUAUCGCCCUGCUGAUGAAGAGGGACGGUGAGCUGAAGGAGACGCGGGAGAAGCUCCAGGCUACUGAGGGCGAGUUGGAGGUGAAGGAGACGCAGUUGAAGGUCGUCAAGGGUGCGUUGGAGGAGGAAGUUGUGGUUCGGCAAGCGCACCAGGCCACGGAAGGCAGGCUCGACGACGUUGCUACAGGUAUGAAGAAAGUUGCUCAAGAGAGCUUGAGCGACCUCGGAUGCCUGCACAACAAGCUCGAGCGUAAGACGACUGUCAUGAACUCGAACACGAAGGCUGUCUCCUCAAACAGCAAGAUCCUUACGAUGCAAGCGCAGGCACUGUCGACGAAACUUGACGCAUUCAUGAAGACGUCUACCACGCACGUCCAAAGGCUACGCUCCGGGUCCGAAGAAUUCCAGACGAAAGAGCGCGAGGCACUGGCCGCGAUCUCUCAACGGAUCAACGAGCAGCUAGAGAAGGUCCGGGAAGCGCUCCAGACUAUCCACGCUCGCGAAGAAGCGUCUGGCAGCGCAGUGGAGACAAUCCAGAGUGCUAUCCAGGAGACGCAGGAAAGCGUGAAGAAGGGUUUUACGGCAUGGACGGAGGAUCUGCGUCAGCAAUGCGAGGCAAUGUGUCAAGAAGCUGAGGCGUCCAGUAUGGCGAGCUGUGCUAGCGUAGAGACAGCGUUCAAAGCGUUGGGCAACGUCACUGACACCGUUCUCCGAGAGGCGCAGACCUACGUUGCGUCGGAGCGCAAGUUGCUGCAGGAGGCCAAAACCCUGGCCGCCAACACCACAAACGCAGAAAUCCUCCGGCUACAGCAACAAAACGCCCUGCUCACACGACUGCUUGAGGCCGAGAAGACCAAGGCAGAUCGCGCGAAGGACGAUAUGUUGAAGCGUAUCUCUGGGCUUCUGGGCGACUUCACCGCUGAGCGUGACCGUAGCCUGAGAGAGGCGUUCUCGGCAAUGACGGAGAGCAAUGCAUCUGCUGAGCAAGAGAUGGUGCAGCUGGGCCAGGAGCAUGGCAAGCGUCUGGAGGAUGUCGUUGGCCGUGGCAAGCAGUGGAGCCUGGACUUGGAGAAGCGAGGAGCAGAAGGCAAGAGGACAAGAGACGGCGGCAUCAAGACCAUCAAUGCUGCUCGUACCGUCAUCCGCAGCGGCUUCUCCGACGUACAAAGUUCAGUAUUAAGCUCCACCUCUCUGUAUACUGAGAGCUUGAAGCGCCAGACGCAUGAGUUGGGCACGACUUGCAACGAAGCAUUCGAUCGCGUGUCUCGGGCCAAGAGGGCGAGAAUCGAAGCCACCGACUCAUUAGCUGCUGAUGCGCAGUCGACAUACCGCUAUGUCCAACGUGGCAUCUCGUCGACAUCGCGGAACAUUGAGGCCUCGACGAGUCGGAUAGCAGGGGAAAGCUCUGGUCUAUCUACUGCAACCGAUACCUACGGUUCGGCUGCUAGUGGACACCUAGCAACUCUCCGACAAGCCACUCAGUCCCUCAUCCAGGACGGGAUGCGGGAAGACAUGCCCACUGGAGCGACUCCACGGAAACGGAGUUGGGACUAUGAAGACCAGUGGGAGCUCACGAAGAGCAGGGACGCACUGCUGAAGGAGUGGAGGAGGAGAGGGCACUCUCAAGCCAAGAGCGAGACGUUCCUCGCGGAACACCUGCCCUUGCCUGACGGCGAGGAGCCAGAGGGAGAAUCGGAAGAUGAAAUGGUCGUCGACUCCGGAACUCCCGAGGAGGUGGUAGAGGAGAGCAUCACGCCGCCCGCUGAAGACCUUCCUGGACCACCACCACAAGUGAAAUCCCUCUCGUCUUCAGCAUCCUCGGCAUCCUCUUCGAUACCCCCGCCUGUUGCUGGACUCAAGAAGCCGACGCAGGGAGUUUUCAGUAAGUCAGGGCUCCCACCUGUGGGAACGUUGACUGAACGGUCGACAAACGUGAUAGUGGCAAGAGGAUCUCGCAGGACUCAGCGAUGA
This is a messenger RNA of Rhodofomes roseus, 3267 nucleotides long. RefSeq names its product kinesin motor domain-containing protein. Bases 1 to 3267 code for a protein of 1088 amino acids. The transcript has 7 exons. NCBI's taxonomy places the organism in Eukaryota, Fungi, Basidiomycota, Agaricomycetes, Polyporales, Fomitopsidaceae. Gene Ontology annotation, molecular function: microtubule binding; plus-end-directed microtubule motor activity; ATP binding. The record is from RefSeq and is a predicted model, not a curated record. Gene Ontology annotation, biological process: mitotic spindle assembly; microtubule-based movement. Gene Ontology annotation, cellular component: nucleus; spindle microtubule.